CCAGCGACUAUCACUAUGUACGCGAAACUCGCUCUCGUAUCCCUUGUCAUUGCCGCCGUCGUGGCGACCCCUGUGCCCGGUGGUCAUGGUCACCACAAACACGUAACCAUCCACGUUCCCUACAAGGUCCACACUAUCCACCACCAUCACGUCUCUAAAGUUCAUGUGCCGGUCGUCAAAGAAGUCCCCGUGAUCAAGCAUGUCCCCAUCUACAAGGAGGUGCACGUGCCCGUGGUCAAGCACGUGCCUUAUCCGGUGGAGAAGAAAGUGGUAGUGGAGAAGAUUGUGCACGUGCCUGUGCACCAUCAUGAGGAACACAAGUGGGAGGAACCCAAGGGGUGGGAGAGCGAGUCGCUGUCGCAUGGCUGGAACUGAUUGAGUUGCCAGUGUAUUAGUAGAAAUAGGU
Messenger RNA from Cydia strobilella, 406 nucleotides. RefSeq lists its product as uncharacterized. Bases 16 to 375 code for a protein of 119 amino acids. The record is from RefSeq and is a predicted model, not a curated record. The transcript has 3 exons. NCBI's taxonomy places the organism in Eukaryota, Metazoa, Arthropoda, Insecta, Lepidoptera, Tortricidae.